Messenger RNA from Phoenix dactylifera (date palm), 1113 nucleotides. RefSeq lists its product as uncharacterized. The record is from RefSeq and is a predicted model, not a curated record. Gene Ontology annotation, molecular function: metal ion binding. Gene Ontology annotation, biological process: regulation of defense response to fungus. NCBI's taxonomy places the organism in Eukaryota, Viridiplantae, Streptophyta, Magnoliopsida, Arecales, Arecaceae.
UUUUCCGUCGGUCAUUCGCGUUAUAAAGAAGGCUACCCCCCCUCCCCGCCAACUACACUCGAAACCAAACAUCCAGAAUUAGGAUCUGCCUUCAAUCUAGCAAUGGCGGAAAAGAUCUCCACGUUAGAGAUAAAAGUUGACCUAGGCUGCCGGUAUUGCUACAAAAAGAUUCAAAAGACUCUAUGCAAGCUCCAAGAACGGGAGAACAUAAAAACCAUCUCCUAUGACAAGAAGAACAAUACUGUCACAAUCUCCGGCCCAUUCGAUCCCGAGAAGCUCUCCAAGAAGCUCCGCUGCAUGGCCUGCAAGGUGAUCAUAGCCAUAAUAAUUGUAGUGGAGAAACCGAAACCGAAGCCGCCGGCACCGCCGCCACCCCCACCAGUACCUUGCAAAUGUUGUUGCAAGGUGUGCAACAACAUUAAAAUCAUAUCAUGUGACCAUCACAAGGAUCCCAAAUGCACGGUGACUAAGAAGGUGAUCAAGGAUCCUACUCCCGAGAAGGAAAAGGAUGAUAAGGAUAAAAAAACUACCGAAAAAGAAACUAAAAAGAAGGUGAUCAACGACAUUGAGAUCAUAAUAUGUGAGCAUCCAAAAUGCCCGGAUUCCUGCACGGAGCCGCCAAAAAAGAUAAAGUGUCUACCACCGUGUGAACCACCAUGUCAACCACCGUGUGAAUCACCAUGUCAGCCAAAGUGUGAACCACUGUGUCCACCACCGUGUGAACCACCGUGUCCACCACCGUGUCCGCCACCGUGUCAACCACCAAUUUGUCAGGUUUGUUGCUGGAUGCCCAGCUCUGGCGGGUACCAAGGAGGGUCUCGGUGUUACUCUUGUGGAAGGAUCUACGGAUGUGCGCCUGAUUGUCCACCAAUGCCCUAUGGUGGAACCUCUUAUGGAGGAUACCAGUUCAUUCUUAAGGAGGAUCCAUCAGCGUCAUGUACCAUCAUGUGAUCAUGUGUAUCCGUGUUUUUCCUUUGCCAAAACUAAUAACAGUAAUAAGGGCGAACGAUGUAUGAUUUAUGGGGGAAUAAUGUGGAAAUAAAAUGUUAUUUCAGUGUAAUAUUUUCAUUUGGAAUAUUGUGUGAAAGGAAUAUUUUAUAUAUGCUUGAUAAU